CAUACCACACUUCAGCCUCUGUCUCUAUCAAGCCCACACACACACUUACUGAUUUACAAUUUCACAACUCAAAUCUCUUUCUCUUUCGGCUCAUAUUUGCAAACAGAAACAAUGGGUACUAAGAUUCGUUGAAGAAAACACAAAACAUAUGGAAAAAGAAACAGGAAACAUAUCAAACACGGAUGUAACGACGCUGACGAAGAAAGUUCUUCAAGAUCUUAGUAUCAACAAUGGAGGAGGAUUUGUCAAUUCAUGGGUUGAUUCCAUGAGGGCUUGUUCUCCUACUCAUCUCAAAUCUUUGAUGAAACAAAGCUCUUGGCUCACAGAGCAUCCAUCAGCUUUAGAUAUGUUCGAAGAGAUUCUUCAUGUUUCUGAAGGAAAACAAAUCGUUAUGUUCUUGGAUUAUGAUGGCACUUUAUCCCCCAUUGUUGAUGAUCCAGAUCGAGCUUUCAUGUCUAAGAAGAUGAGAAGAACAGUAAGGAAACUAGCAAUUUGCUUUCCGACUGCCAUAGUUAGUGGGAGGUGCAGAGAAAAGGUUUAUAAUUUCGUGAAAUUGACUGAGUUGUACUAUGCUGGAAGUCAUGGCAUGGACAUCAAGGGACCAGCGCAAGGGUCCAAGUAUAAGGAAGGUAAAUCUCUUCUUUGCCAACCAGCUACAGAGUUCCUCCCCAUGAUCGACGAGGUUUAUCAAAAAUUAGUGGAGAAAACAAAAGUAACUCCUGGAGCCAACGUAGAGAACAAUAAGUUUUGUGCCUCUGUCCACUUCCGACGCGUAGAUGAGAAAAACUGGAGUGAUCUGGCUAAUCAAGUUGGAUCAGUAAUUAAGGAAUACCCUAAACUCCGUAUUACUCAAGGAAGAAAAGUUUUGGAGAUUCGUCCUAUAAUUAAGUGGGAUAAAGGCAAAGCACUAGAGUUUUUAUUAGAGUCACUUGGGUAUGCUAAUUGUACUGACGUUUUCCCCAUUUACAUCGGCGAUGAUCGCACAGACGAAGAUGCAUUUAAGAUAUUAAGAGACAAAAGACAAGGUCUUGGCAUUCUUGUAUCCAAAUUUCCGAAGGAGACUAAUGCGUCUUAUUCUCUGCAAGAGCCUGAUGAGGUUAUGGAUUUCUUGCAACGUUUAGUGGAAUGGGAACAAAUGAGAUCUGGCGCAUGAUGAGAGCUAUAAGUACAUAUAUAUAAGAAUGAAAUCUUUUUUAAUAACUUGUUAAUCUAGUUUUUUCCUAUUGUAUACUCACCGUAUCUUUGACAAACAAAGAAAAAAAAUUGUACUCAACGCGUAUGUAUAAAAUCUUAUUAGUAAUUGUUGUCAAUUCUUAAAGAACAUAGUUUAUAUAAUUGCGAUUA
Messenger RNA from Brassica rapa (field mustard), 1344 nucleotides. Its product is annotated as probable trehalose-phosphate phosphatase H. The record is from RefSeq and is a predicted model, not a curated record. Lineage: Eukaryota; Viridiplantae; Streptophyta; Magnoliopsida; Brassicales; Brassicaceae. Gene Ontology annotation, biological process: trehalose biosynthetic process. Gene Ontology annotation, molecular function: trehalose-phosphatase activity.